AUGAAUAACUAUAGAGAUCGCCUUUUUUUUAAAGUAUGGGGCAAUAUUUAUAUUAAAAAAAAGAUAUUUGAAUUUUUGAAAAGAAAUAAAUCAGGAAAUAGUUAUUGGGGCACAACUCUAUUAGUAACAAUGAUAAAAAAUGACCAAUAUAAAAUGAUUCACGAUAAAUUAAAGUCAAAUCACCCAAUUUAUAUCGAACAUUCAAUGGAUAUUUUAUAUUUAUGGGUUUAUUUAUUUAAAAAGAAUCUUAUAGAGGAAAUAUUCGUACCAUUCCUAAAUAAAUAUAGAAAUAUAAUAGAUUCACUUAAAAUGGAAAUGGAGUCAGAAGAUUUAUUAAAAUUUUUAAUUAAAUACUAUAAUCUAGAUACAAUUCAAAAUAAUUAUCAACUUUACGAUUUUUUAAGUUUUUCAUUAGAGAAAAAUUUUUUAAAGCAAUCAAAAAUCAUAUUCCAACAAAUAACAAACAAUAAUAAUAAUAAUAAUAAUAAUAAUAAUAAUAAUAAUAAUAAUAAUAAUAAUAAUAAUAAUAAUAAUAAUAAUAAUAAUAAUAAUAGUAACAGUAAUAGUAAUAAUGAAAAGGUAAAAAGAUUAAAACUAAUGAGUUAUAACCCAGAAGACUUCAGUCAUUAUUUUUAUUCUGCAAUAGAAGGCUCAGUUUCAGAAAAAAAAUUCAAAUUUUUAACAAACGAAUUAAAAAUGGAUCUAAAGUCUUUGGUUUUUAAAAACAAAUCAAACUCUUUCGAAUUUCAUCCCUUUUUAACUUUAAAAGUGCCCGAGUUAGUGUAUGAAUUUCUUGUUAAUGAUUAUCAAAUAAUCUUACCAAAUCGUUUAAAGCUCCAUAUGGAUAGUAUAGUUGGUGCGAAAAUAUAUGCAUUGUAUUUUUCAAGAAAAAAAAGUUAUUUUAAAAAUAUUUUACAAUUUUUUCAGGACAAUCCAAAUAUCGACAAUCUCGAAUUUCUUAUAGAAGGUCUUACUGAUGUUCUAAACUCUCAAGGUAUUCACCGGUAUGGGUUAACUGGUGUACUAGGAGUGUAUUAUAUUUACCAUCUUAUUCAACAUGAAAGAUAUUUGGAAAUUAGAGAGGCAAUUGAUUCAAUGUUGGAGCUUGAAAGUCCUUCAGUCUCAAAUGGUUUGGAAGUUAAUAUCUACAAUUUUAUUGUAUCUUACUCCAUAGUUCAAUUUUCAACCGAGGCUUUAAAUUUUUAUAAAGAAUCCCCAAAAAAAAUUUUAAAGUCAAACAGUUGUAUUUUCACCUAUAAAUUUUCAAAAAAAGAGAGUGACGAAAAAAAAGGAAGGUUAUAUCUUGAAUAUUUUCAUAAAAACUUGGUUAAACGAUCGUUUUUCCCUUUUUUCAUUACCAUAAAGAUAAUCAAAAAAUAUAUUACCGAAUUUAGUUUAGAAUCAAUUCAAUCAUUAUUUGAAGAAAAUGAAGUUUUUAGAAAAGCUUACCUCGGAGAUCAAAGUAAAAUCAAUAGAUGUCAUUUUAAAAAAAAUAAAUCAACAAAGGAAUUGAAUUAUGAAAAAAUAUAUUUUUAUUUAGAUAAACUUCAAGAAUUUAAAUCAGAAGAAUUCCAAUAUGAAACUCCAUCAGGAUUAGAACCAGAGGAAAUAGUUUAUUUCAUCGACAGGUUUGAGUCACUACCAAAUAAUAUCGACUUCAGUGAUUUUAAAGAAAGAUUCAAAAAUAUUCAGUAUUUAAAAUUUGAAAAAUUACGAAAAAAAUAUAUAAAAAUCAGAACAGUCCCAAUACACAAUGUUUCUUUUAAAGAAAACAAUCCAUAUUAUGCAAAUAGAGCAAAUCUUUUUAUACACCACUUAAUAAAGGCAAUUAAAGAAUUAAGUUUAGAUAGAAUAAAUGAAAUAUUUUCAUUAACAGGACAAAACGAAAUAAUACUUCCAAUUGAACAACAACCAUUUAAUAGCAGUUUAGAAUUAUUGAAGUUUUUAUUUUCAAAUAAUAAUUUAAAUUUAUUCGACCUAGAAUGCACACUGGAUGAAAUUUUUACUCAAAUGUUUUUCAAUAAAGAAAUCUAUUCAGUUUUAGAUUCGAUUCCACAAUCUAUCUUAACCCCGUAUAUUUUAAGUAAAUAUAGAUUCGAUUCAAUUACACUCAAAUUAGAUAUCAACGAUAUUUUAGAUAAAGAGGAAAGUGAGGAUUUAGAAAGUGAAAUAAUAUACGGAGAAUACUACGAACCAAUAAACUUAACUAAUAAUCAAGAUCAUUGUGUUAAUUUAUUAUUAAACUGCCGUUACAACAGUUUGCUAUCAUUCCUUCAAGAGUGCAAGAGUGAUGAAAUCUGUAGUGGUGAGAUGAAGAAUCUAGGUUUUCUUUCAGUUUUUAAUUGUUCAAUCUCAAUGGAAUGGUUCACUCAGUUAUACACACCACUUUUAAAAUUUUUUUUAGAUACCAACUAUAGUAUGGCUCUAGAAAUUUCAAAACAAAGGUUAGAUAUUUUUGAUUUUUUAUGGUCAAAUUAUUCAAUUGUUGAAAAAAAGGAAAUGGAUAAAGAAAUACAGUCGAAAUUUAUUCUUCCUAGUUUCCAUCCAUUAAUAGAAUAUUAUUUAGAAAAUAUAAUGAAAAAAGAAGAGAUAUAUCAAACAAAUGAAGAGAUCCAAAAUCUUUAUCAGGCCGCAUUAUUAACAAGUAAUUUAGUGUUAUUCAAAUUAGUUGGCUCUUUAUUUCCAUUAUGUCCAUUCAAAAUGACAAAAGAAUUUUUCACACAAUUAAUUUUUACAGAGAAGGAAUCGAUUAGUAUUCAGGUGUGGGAAUUUUUGAACGAUAGCAACUAUCUUACAAAUCUAUUAGAAUUUAUUGAAGAAAUUAAAGAAUUAAGCUACAAUAGCUCCUAUUUUAAAUACGAUCGUUUUGCAGUUUUUCAUAUAUCUCCAUCAUUAUUAUAUUUAUUUCAAAAUAAUAUUAAAAAUAAAAGAUAA
Messenger RNA from Dictyostelium purpureum, 2934 nucleotides. RefSeq lists its product as uncharacterized. The coding region runs from base 1 to 2934 and encodes 977 amino acids. The record is from RefSeq and is a predicted model, not a curated record. The transcript has a single exon. NCBI's taxonomy places the organism in Eukaryota, Evosea, Eumycetozoa, Dictyosteliales, Dictyosteliaceae.